AUCUUCCAUUCCUAACUUCUGCUCAACUCUCUGAAUGAUGAACCUCUUCUAUCCCUGAAUAAUUUGAGCAGAGUGGAAAGCUGUCUGUCAGAGGCCUCUGCUCUAUGCAAGUACUCCAGAUCACAUCCAUGUUUCUCUUCUGCGUUAGCUUUUUUGUUUUUAAAGAAAGAUAUUUCUUACUCCAGUUCCAUGUCCUCAAGACCAAGCUGUCACUAACUGGGAAUCUUGUUGGCAGCCUCACACAAGAGGGACAGGACUGUGUGGGCCAUGGGGACUGAAUUCACCUGUGGAAUUCAGGGCAGAGUUGGAGCACAUUUCUGGAUUACUAUAAAUUGAAGGAGUACUUCGAGUUGAUUUGCCAUCAUCGGCAAAAAAGAAGCAGUUCAGUUGUAUUGAUUAUCGGCUUUGUUUUUUAUGCCAAAAGAGUUGUAAUGAGGCACUGGUUAAGAUGUCAGCAUCGAGUCAGAAAUUACUGGAAUCCAUCUGCAAAUGGCAUUAGUGUGGAGAUAGAGUACCAUGUAGUAACUGCAUCUUUGGAGAAUACCACCGUGGAGAACUGGGCUAAACACAAUGCUUCAGUGGCACCUCACAUGGUUAUAAGAAGUGUGCCCAUAAGGCUGGAGAGAAAGUACAUCAAGCACCCAGGAAAAUGUUGAAGAUGCCAGGAUGAGUGCCAUCUGUGGGCAAGUCUUUGCUGUUCUUUAUUUGAUCUGUCAGGACUGCUAAUUGACGUUUGUACCUCACAGCACUGGAAGACCUUGUUAAAUACUUCUUUGCUUUAGAUUUAACCAGCUAUACUGUGAUGAUUGCCUGGUACCUCCCUGAAAUAAGAGGUGUAGAAAAAUGGAGGAAUUUUGAAAAGGAAAUUGGGUUGUUAAAAGGCCGUCAGCUCCCUUCUGUGCACUUGGUUCAGAUGAAGCCCUAGAACAUAAAAACAGAGCAAGGAAAGUGAAGGGGGGUAGAGUGGGCAUAACACAGUAUCCAAAGGCUCUUUCACAGUUUUUCCUGACAAAUCCAGAACUCCAUCCAUCAAGUUUUGAAUGAAACAUUUGGCAUAGCUGGGAUGACUUCCCCAGAAAAAAACAAGCACCAUCUAAAUUAAUUAGGUGCAGUUAAAUGCCAAGAAGGGGCAAUUUAAAAAAUAAUAAUAAUAAUAAUAAAAAAUGGAGAUAUCCUAUCUCUUAGAAUUGGAAGGGACCUUGAAAGGUCAUCGAGUCCAGCCCCCUGCCUUCACUAGCAGGACCAAGUACUGAUUUUGCCGCAGAUCCCUAAGUGGCCCCCUCAAGGAUUGAACUCACAACCCUGGGUUUAGCAGGCCAACGUUCAAACCACUGAGCUGUCCCUCCCGCCCCCAUCCCCCAGGAUGGCAACCUGUUUGGGCCGGAGCUCAUUAAUAUUAUGAUAAAAGCAGUCUUCAGUGAUGAGAUAGCUGAAGAUGUCAGUCAAAUGCAUACUUUUGGUCAUGAUUUGUAUGAAACCUUUAAAACCCAAAGAAUUAUCCCAGGCUCUUUCAAUCUAUGGGCUCCAGUCAAGAAGAACAGACUAAAGGUGUGCUCUUUUAUAUAUGAGAUAAAGUCAGAGUGAAGGUGGCAGGGAUGAUGACUGAGUUAACCACAUAGGACACUGUUUGCACUUCUCCUGGUUGUGUCCAGAUCUCAAAAUGAUAUUGGCAUGUGAGACUUCGGAAAUGUAAUAGUUCUCAGUGGUACCACAAUUGAUGUUUUAAUGUGAUAGAACAAUGCAUAUGUACCAGGCAAAAAGCAAACUAAUGCACAUCUUCCAUUGUGUUCCUAAGCCACCACCUAUUAACAAUUUGGCCAGGACCUUAUACCAGCAGAGACCUUUCAGCAUAGCAAUCAUAGAUGCUAUGGUUGAGGUGUAUGCUCUCAACAAACCAGAAACUGUUAAUACCUGCCACGAUUUGGCUGAACACUUCAUUAUGAGGCUACAGAGAAAAUACUGGAUGUAUUACGAAGUCCAUCUUGCAUUUGACACGUAUGCAGAGAAAGCAAUGAAAAAUAUUACCAGGCAGAAGAGACUCCAUGGUAUUACAAUUGUCCAAUACAAAAUAAUUGACUCCACAACUUCUCCAAUGUCACAAUGGAAGGUUGACUGGAAAGACCAAAUUAUCUUACUGGAAGGCAUUUGAUUCAACCUCCAAAGACUUUCCUCACUCUUAAGGUACUCAGAACGGCUGAGACAGUCACUAAUGAGGUCAUAAAUGCACUAGAGACGUUCAUAUGCUGAGUUUAUCAUUUUAAGACCAACAUGACAACACUCGCAGAGCUACAUAGAUGGAUGUUUUCCAAGAAGCAGACAAAUGGAGAAAAAUUGCCACUGACAAGGGGUGCAUUUAUACCUGCUAACACAAGGGCAAAUUAUCAAGCAAUGGAAUGGCUCCAGGAUGAUUGAACACAUCCAAAAUAAUUCUCCCUAUCGGACAUGGAUGGGUCUUGUUAUGUGUGAAAUACCAUAUACUCCUGAAUUAAUCCUUCAGCUAAUCAGAUGCUCACCCUGUAAAUGUUUGGCCAUCAGCCUGUCUUGUAUGGAGAGGUGCGAGAGUGGCAUGGACAAGGAUCAGUGUGACAGCAUGUCUAGCAAUGGUGCCCUAGACCGAGAUGACCUGGAUGGUGAUUUUGCUGAAUAAAUGUUUUCAAUCCUGCAAGUCAAGGCUAACUUCUCUAGGAUUACCAAAGAUCAAUGUCUUUUUUAUGUAUGCAUUGCAUUCCUGAGUUGAAGUAUAAUUAAAGUUGAUUUUUAAGCAUUUUCUCAAAUAUAAUUGUUCUUGGUUUGUCAUGUUGAAUACCAUUAUGUUUGUCAGAGAAAGGGCUUUCGAGUGAUACCCAUCUCAACCCAUUUCCAACAUUACCCUGUUAUCAAAAUUUCCACCGACCGGAGGACCUGGAGCUGGGGGGAGAAAGAUGCAAGUUCCUGCCUGUCGCAGAGGAUGAUACCAUUGAAAUUAUGAUUCUGUAGAUUUUUAUGAAUCAACUGGCACUUCGCUGUCACUAACUUGCCCACAGAAUGAGAUUUUACUACAUUACACUCCCAGACUAAAAUGGAAACUUGCACAGCUGCUGCCCAUGCUGUACCUUUCACUAGCACCACAUUCAUACCAAAUAAAUAUACAUCUGUAUUUUUCUAAUCCAACCAUAAUCUAAUAGUAUUUGUAGACUUUGCGGGAGAUGUUAGUCACACCACCCUGUGCUGUGAUCCUGUUAGAUUUAGCUAAACAAGAUCAAACUGGGUCAGUACUUGGAUGAUAGACCACUAAGGAAAACCUAGGUGCUCUAGGAAGUAGAAUUGGUGAUCCAAUAGGUGUCAGCCAGUGCGGAACUGAACUGAUGCCCCAACGUGGUGUUGGGGGGAACUGUGCUAUUGGAAGUUCUGUCUUUCAAAUGACAUAUAAAAUCAAGAUCUUGAGCAUUCGUGAUCAUUAUGGAGUCCAUGGAGUAGGGCAGUAUCCUGGCCAAAUUCCAACUUGGGUAAUUACAUUCCGCUCACUUAAGGUGUACAGUGAUGGUUUCCACAUAUCGGUGUUGGAUAAAGUGACUCCUAUGUAUAGUUGAGAAUCAAUUCAAGUCUGUAAAGCACUUUGGGAUCUUCCAGAAUGAAUGGUGCAAUAGAAAUGUCACCUUAUCCUUUACGGAUCGUUCCAGAAAGCCUUGUGUUGAAUGACUUCAGUGCUGAUUUCCUUGAAGUGCCAGUGUUCCAAUUGAUUAUUUGGUAUGUCCGAGGUGUAUAGGAUAGCAAGGGAGUGUAUUUUCCCUAUGUACAUUGCACUGAGGCAAGUAAUAAUUUUUUUCUCUCCCUGAACUCUCCUCCUGUUUUUGUACCCAGAUUUGAUUACUUGCAUGCAAUGUUUGCCUUGCACAUCCACAAGUUUUCUGGAUGAGAUCACUGUAUUUCACUGGGAUAUUGCUUCUGGUCUAUAGCAGGUAGACCUUACACUGAUUAGUUCUUAAUUCUUUUACUCCACAUUAAAGAUAGAACCAAGAAAAAACGGUUAGUCACCUUCUCAUAACUGUUGUUCUUUGAGGUGUGUUGUUCACGUCCAUUCCAAUCAGGUGUGUGUACAUGCACAUGUGCAUGGUAGCCAGAACAUUUUUCCCUUAGCAGCAUCUGUUGGGUCGGUCUGGGCACCCCCUGGAGUCACACCUUCAUGGCGCUUAAUAUAGAGCCCUGCCGACGCGCCACCCCCUCAGUAUCUUCUUGCCGGCUACUCCGACGGGGGUAGAAGGGUGGGUAUUGGAAUGGAUAUGAACAACACAUCUUGAAGAACAAUAGUUACGAGAAGUUGAGUAACCAUUUUUUUUCUUCUUCAAGUGCAUGUUCGUGUCCAUUCCCAAUCAGAUGACUCUCAAGCCCAGAUUCAGGAGGUGAGGUUGGAGUCGUCCACUGAUUGGAGCACCACUCUUCCAAAGGCCACAUCAUCUCUGGCCUGUUGGGUGAUUGCAUAGUGCCUGGUGAAAGUGUAAAUGGAGGACCACGUCGCCGCUCUGCAGAUUUCCUGGGUGGGAACCUGCGCCAGGAAUCCUGUUGAAGAGGCCUGAGCCCUGGUAGAAUGAUCGAAGGAGCAAGUACUCCUGCCUGGUUGUAGCACUCCUGGAUGCAGGACGUGAUCCAUGACGAAAUCCAUUGAGAAGAGACAGCAAGACCUUUCGUUCUGUCUGCCACUGCUACGAAUAACUGCACCGAGUUUCAGAAUGGUAACGUUCUCUCGAUGUAGAAGGCUAGCACUCUGUGGACAUCCAAUGAGUGAAGUCUUUUCUCCCUGCUGCCAGGACCGGCUCCAGCUUAUUUGCCACCCCAAGCGGUGGAAAAACAAAACAAAACCCAAAGCCGAUUGAGCUGCCACAGAAGUGCCGCCAAAGACUAAAACGGAGCGCUGAAGUGCCGGACGUGCCGUCCUGAUAAUGGACAGAGUGCUGACCCUUUCUAUUGGCCACCCCAGGUACCUGCUUCCUUUGCUGGUGCCUGGAGCCGGCCCUGCCUGCUGCUCGAGUGCGGCUUAGGAUAGAAUACCGGGUGGAAGAUGUCCUGGUUGAUGUGAAACUGGGAAACAACCUUCAGGAGGAAAGCCGGGUGAGGUCUGAGCUGGACCUUGUCCUUAUGGAACACAGUGUAAGGGGGCUCUGAAGUCAGGACCUUGAGCUCAGACACCCUCCUGGCUGAGGUUAUUGCUACCAGAAAUGCUACCUUGUAUGAGAGUUGGAGCAGGGAGCAUGUCACCAAAAGUUCAAAGGGUGGUCCCAUGAGUCUGGAAAGGACCAGAUUGAGGUCCCAAGCCGGGACAUGCUGCCAGAAAUGCGGGUAUAGCCUGUCGACCCCUUUAAGGAAACGGCUGACCAUAGAUUUGGCAAAGACCGAGUGGCCCUCUGCACCUGGAUGAAAGGCAGUGAUGGUGGCCAAGUGAACCCUUAUUGACAACAUGGACAGCCCCUGCUGCUUGAGAUGGAGGAGAUAGUCUAAUAUAAAUUGCACAGAGGCGAGCAUCGGGGUGAAUGAUGCUGCGCCAACCAGAUUGAAAAUCUCUUCCACUUAGCAAGGUAGGUAGUUCUGGUGGAGGGCUUUCUACUGCCCAGGAGGACUUAUCUAACCGAGUCUGAGCAGGAGAGCUCCAUGGAGCUUCCACACCAUGAAGUCCAGCAACUCUAGGUUCGGAUGUUGGAGACCACCAUGAUCCUAAGUUAGUAAGUCUGGGAAGAGCGGCAAGGUGACUGGCGCUUCCAUGGACAUUUUCAGGAGUGAUGUGUACUAGCGUUGGCGGGGCCAGGCUGGAGCUAUCAGAAUCACCGAAGCUUCUUCCCUCCAUAUCUUGAGGAGCACCUUGUGAACGAGAGGGAUGGGUGGGGACGCAUAUAGGAGAUGGCCUCCCCAUGGGAGGAGGAACACGUCCGUGAUGGAUCCUGGGCUGUGAUUCAAGAAGGAGCAAAACUGCUGACACUUCCUGUUGUGUUGCCUGGCGAACAGGCCCAUCUGGGGAAAACAGCACUGAUGGAAAAUGUCCGGGCGAAGGGACCACUCAUGGUCGUGGAACGAUCUGCUGAGAUGGUCUGCCAACUCAUUUUGUACUGCAGGGAGGUAUGAUGCUUGCAGGUGUAUCGAGUGUUCUGCACAGAAGUCCCACAGCAUGAGGGCUUCCUGGCACAUGGGAGAAGAGCAUGCACCCCCUUUUGUUGAUAUAAAACAUCGCCAUGGUGUUGUCUGUCAUGACUGAUACACAUCUCCCUGCAAGGUGUGCUCAGAAAGUCUGGCAUGCCAGACAUACAGCUCUCUGACAUUGAUGUAGAGAGCAAGAUCCACCUGAGACCAGAGGCCUUGGGUUCUUAGGUCUCCCAAAUGUGCCCCCCAGCCCAAAUCUGACAUGUCCGUCACUAGUGAGAGGGAUGGCUGAGGGCUGGUGAAAGGGACCCCUGCAAAUACUACCUGUGGGUCGAGCCACCACAGGAGGGAGUCAAGUACUGGGCAAGUCAGGGUUACAAUCCUGUCCAAACUGUUGUGGGCUGGCCGAUACACUGAUGCCAGCCAUGAUUGAAGAGGUCGAAGUCUGGCAUGCUGUACUAUGUAGGUACAAGCUGCCAUGUGUCCUAGAAGUUUUAGGCAGUUCCAUGCUGUGGUGGUGGGACAUUGUCUGUCUGGGACCUUGAAAAACGGUCUUGAAAUCUCGCAUCUGGAAGGAAUGCCCUGGUGUGUGUCAAGUCCAGUACCAUCCCUACAAAUUCUAUCAGCUGAACUGGGGACAGCAUUGAUUUCCCCUUGUUCAGUAGCAGGCCCAGUUCAUAGAAAGAAGCUCUUAUGAAGGCAAACUGCCUUUCUACUUGAAUCCUGGAUUGACCCUUGACCUGUACCUGUCGCCUGUGGAGGAACGUGGCCACGACUGCCAUGCACUUGCUGAAUACUUGGUGUGGCUGACAGGCUGAAUGGGAGGACUGUGAACUGGUAGUGGGUGUUGUUCACCACAAACCUGAGGUAUUUUCUGUCAGACUGAGUUAUUAUUAUGUGAAAGUAUGCAUUCUUCAAGUUGAGGGUGGCAUACCAGUCUCCUGGAUCUAAUGAAUGGAUGAUGGAGGCCAAAGAGACCAUGUGGAACUCGAGCUUCUUCGCAAACUUUUUGAGUUCUCGCAGGUCUAGGAUGGGCCUGGGCCUGAGCCUGCCUUUGGCUAUCAGUACUAGGAAAUACCGAGAAUAGAAACCAUUGCCCUUUUGUUCCUGAGGAACCUCUUCCACUGCCCCCAGCAAAAGGCGCGAGUGCACCUCCUGUAUAAGGAGUUGCUCGUGAGAGAGGUCCCCGAAGAGGGACAUUGAAGGAUGGUGGGAGGGUACAGAAUGGGAUGGAAUAUCCCCUCUAUACUGUGCGGAACACUCAGCCGUGAAGUGAUAAGGGACCAAGCACAGUAGAAAGGGGACAGUCAGGACAAAAAGGUAAGGCGGGGUAGAUUCAGUUUUUGUUCUGGUGCGCCAUCCUCGACUGCACUUCAAAAGGCCUGUUUAGGGCCAAAAGGUGGCUUGGAUUGGCCAGAGCUCUGGCCUGAUGACAAGUGUGGCCUUUUCCCUCCACUCCUGUUCCUCCUCUGGGAACCAUCCUGAUGGUUCUGCUGGUAGAAGUGCAGGGAAGGUUGUGGUCUAAAAUGCUUCUGCUGCAUAGCGGGAGUAUGGAGGCCCAAUGAUUUGAGAGUGGUUCUCGAGUGCUUUUGGCUAUGCAGCCUUUUGUCUGUUUUCUCAGAAAAGAGAGCCGAAUCCUCGAAUGGGAGGUCCUGAAUAGUCUAUUGGAUCUCAUAUGGCAGGCCCGAGACAUGGAGCCAGGAGCCCCUUGUCAUGGCUAUGCCCGUAGCUUUAUCCGUUCCGUCCAGUGCAGCUUGUAGCGAAGCUCGCGAAAUGAGCUUCCCCCCCCCUCCACCAGGACUGAAAACUCGGUGCGGGAGUCCUGCGGUAUCAGCUCCGCAAAUUUUGCCAUUGCCCCACAUGUGUUGUAGCAGUACCUGCUGACAAUGGCCUGCUGAUUAGAGAUUUGGAGCUGCAAUCUGCCAGUGGAAUAGACCUUUCUCUCGUAAAAGUUGAGUCGUUUUGCCUCCCGAUUCUUUGGGGAGGAUCCGUGGAAGCCCUGGUGUUCACGUUGGUUGGCAGCAUCAAUAGAGAGAGAGUCAGGUGGGGGAUGAACAUACAAAUGCUCGUAGCACCUGGAUGGCACAAAGUAGCGCCUUUCGUUGUGCUUAGCUGUAGGGGGCAAUGAGGCUGGGGUCUGCCACAAAGUUUUUGUGGUGUCAGAGAUGAUCUUUAUAAGAGGCAAGGCGAUACGUGCAGGUCUGGAGGGAGCAAGGAUGUCUACCAUUGGAUCUGCGUCCUCCACUACCUCCCCCACCUGAAUACCCUGGGCAACCUGCCACAGCAAUUGCUGUAGAACCCAGCUGUUCUCCAGGGCUGGGGCUGUAGCCAGGCCCGCCCAGCGCCUUGUCCGGUGAGGAUGAGGAAGAGACCCCCCGUAAGGGAUGGCUGCUCCCUUCCUUCUUCACCCAAAGGGUCCUGCGGCACCUGGAUUUCUUGGGCCAGUGCCGACUCGGAUGGGGUCUUGUCCCUCGGUGUCAAGACUGCAUACACCGACGCCGGUGCUGAAAGUGUAAUUGGUGCCGAGGCUGUCAUCGGUGCCGGAGCCCUUGUCAGUGUUGGAGAUGUCGGAGCCAAAACAACUGGGGCUGGUGCAGGCUGCACUGGUGCUGGAGGCGAUGGGAUGGUAGUACCGGGUGGCAAUGCAGCUAUCCCUGAUCCUGCCAAUGCCAAUGGUGCUGGUGGGGGUACAAACAUGGCUGAGGCCACCGAUGUUGCCCUGGGAUGUGACCCUUGGCUCUGAACUUGGCUUUGAUGAAAAGCCCAGGGAGUCCAAAAGGGCCAUUGCUCCGGGGGCUGCCAUUGCACGGGCCACGGUGCCAGGUAAGGGUGCCGGUCCUGUGUUGACACUCCUAUGGGACCGAUAGCAGUCCAACUCUGAGGUGUCUGAAAAAGAGGACCACGGAGGAGCGGUAUUUCUAGGAGCCAACCGUUCAUGCCGAGGACUCGGGGACUGGCACAGCUGCUGGGUCUGUUCUGGUGCCCGGGAGUGGGGCACGCCAGGGUUGGAGAUCGAUGGGACAUCAUGGCGGGCUUUCCCCUUGAAGGUGCUCGGGGAGCGACCAGUGCCGGUGACGUGUCCAGUCUAGGAGGGGAGAACGGUGCCGUGAGAUGAAGCAAUUCUUGGGCUGCCUCGAAUGCCUCUGGAGUUGAAGGGAGGUGCAGCUCCCUGUCUUGGCCUCGGUGAACGAGGAGGGUCCAGACUCAACUGCCCUUCCAUGUGGGCAGGAGUCGAUGCAACUGUCACCGGUGGUGGAGCAGAAGUAGUGUGGCCCAGCUCGGGUCUCACAAUGGCUGGCUCCUUAGGCCUAACGGGGAGAACGACCGCUCUCUGGCCUCUUCUUCUGUGGUACUGGCGAUUGAGAACAGUGUGUGCGUGUGGCAUGUGAACCAUGAAUGGAGCCGGGAUGGUACCGUGAGUACUUGUCCUUACUCAGCACUGGUGCUUGUGCUGACGGUGCCAGAGCUCUCCGCACCGAGGAACUCGGCACAGGGUCAGUCGACUUGGGGUCACACUGGGGGCGGAGUGCAGCCUCCAUUAACAGGACCUUCAGGUGCUGAUCUCUAUCCUUUAAUGCCCUGGGCCGAAAGGUCUUGCAGAUGGUGCAACGAUCCUUCUGAUGGUUCUCUCCUAAACGCUUCAAACACGAAGUGUGAGGAUCGCUUCUGGGCAUACAUGUGCCGCAGACUUCGCAGGCUUUGAAGCCUGGAGACCCGGGCAUGCCCUGGCAUCGAGAGAGUGUAGGAGGGGAAAGAAAACAAUGUAACACUAAGGGCUGCUGACUAUUUAAUUAACACUACAGAGCUAAUGAAAACUAUGUAUAUAGACUGCUAAAUGCACUUGCCAAGACAAGAGCAUAGGAAAGUUCCAGCUAAUCGUUACUGGCGGUAAGAAGGAACUGAGGGGGUGGUGGGUGGGCAGGGCUCUAUAUUUGAAUGUCCUAAAGGCGCAACUCCAGGGGGCACCCAGACCGACCCAACAGAUGCUGCUAUGGGAAAAUCUUCUGACUACCAUGCAUGUGCAUGCGUGCACACCUGAUUGGAAUGGACAUGAACAGGCACUCAGAAGAAUACACUGUUUUGGUUACCUCAUGUAGCUCUAAGGAGUGUAGUUUUCUUGACCUUCAUUAUGUUAAGGUCAGCUUGUGCCAGACUUCAGAGCGCUGAUAAACUUGAAGAAUCCCAAUAGAAAAAGCCACCUCAGUGACUAACAUUCUGUUGCCCUCGCUGGUAUCAGUUACCCUUCAAUUAGCAGCUAAAAUCUGAAAUGCACAAAGUAGUAAUGGCUAUUGACAAGAAGCUUGUAAAUGAAUGGGCAGUUCUCCCAGCCUUUCAAAGAGAUCUGAUGAUUCAGCAUGGCAGCACUGCAAGUGCCAAGUAUGAGAUAAUCAGACCUGCAGAGCCAUUGGCAGGAUUGUUUCUGGAAUGACUUUGGUUCUUUCUAAGCUAUUUUCACCUCUUGUUGGUUACCAGUCCUGCCUUUUGGGAGCAUGAGCAUCAUUGGCUCUGGACUCUUGUUUAAAGGCACUUUGUAAAAUAAUGUAUUGUUUGCACAAAGCUUAAUGGAAUAAGUAACGCCGAUUGUAAAGGGGUGUAAUGAUGGUUAUAUAGCGCUUUCACCCCAAAGGAUCCCAAAAUGCCUUACAAGCUAUAUACAGCCACAUAUGCUACAAAGUAUGAGCAUCUCAUGACAUUUGGGUAUCUUGUUAGUUUCCUGAAUUGACUUUUGGGUAUAUUGCUAGUAACUCUUUUUGUGAGCACACGAUGGCGCCGUUGAAACCAGGUAGUUUUCAGGCCUAACAGUUUGCUCCAUGAAUUUGUUCAGAGCUGAGGGGAAACAUGCGUGUGUCCUGUGUGUUGAUGCUGCAUGCCUAGUGGGAGUGUCAUAACAAAUGGUUGAGGGAAUGGCAGAAGGAGGGGACGCCGGUGCUCCGCCCAUCCAUCUGUGGGUGCGACGGGUAGGCGUCUACUGUGAUGAACGCCGUAAAACAUGGCUCGUGGCUGUGGAAGAGGAGGCAGGUACCCUGAGGGCCCGGAUUCAACGAGUUCGGGUCCCCCUGGGUGAGGCACUGCGACCCAGCCAACUUCCCCCAUCGCAACUGCCUCACAUGUGGCAGCUUUCCGAGGGCGAGCAGUACAGGGAUAGUAACUCUCGCAUUUGGGAGAUACAGCACCACCUAAUGAUCGGGGGAGUUGAGGAGCUGCUGCUUAGACUCAUGCCCGGUGAUUAACCUGGAGCGGUGCCUCUAGGAAGAUGUCCCUGUUUGUUUUGUACAAUAUAUGAUUCUCCCACCUCAGAGGUGGGAGGUGGCAGCUGUUUAACAG
Molecule: messenger RNA, 11430 nt
Organism: Chrysemys picta bellii (western painted turtle)
Lineage: Eukaryota; Metazoa; Chordata; Testudines; Emydidae
Source: RefSeq, a predicted model, not a curated record